AUGUUUGCACCGUUCCCUUUCUCUCUUUUCAGCCUUCUGUUGAUCUGCGGUCAGCAUGCUGAUGCACAAGUGCAAGCGCAAGAACCGCUGGGGACAUUCGAUACACUCGGGGUAGUGUUUGGAAAUUCCACUGCUGGUUGUCAACAGGCCUGCAUACAACUGCAAGCCACUAGCUCCGCAGAUGUUAACAGCAGCCCUGAGUUCAUCACCGACCGGUAUUUCGCUCUCCAGCAGCGACAGCUCACGCCUGCGUGCGUGGUCCAGCCGGAAUCAGCGGACGAUGUCGCGAGGGCCGUCCAGGUUGUCAGGGAGCACCACUGCCCGUUUGCCGUGAGGAGUGGAGGGCAUGGGAACCACGUUGGGGUGUCGAACAUCCAGGGUGGACUGGUGAUUGAUUUGGGAAGGUUGAAUAGCGUGACUGUUUCUGAGGAUGAGUCUGUUGCGUUGAUUGGGCCUGGGAAUCGCUGGGUUGAUGUUUAUGAGGUGCUUGAGGAGAAGGGGCUUUUGGUUGUUGGGGGAAGGACCGCGACGGUUGGUGUUGGGGGGCUUACUUUGGGGGGUGGUAUUUCGUAUCUCUCUCGUCGCUAUGGUUGGGCUGUGGACAAUAUCCGCAACUACGAAGUCAUCCUGGCCAACGGGACCAUCGCCAAUGUGAAUAAAGAUUCGCAUCCUGAUCUGUUCUUUGCGCUGCGCGGAGGUGGGAAUAACUUCGGCAUUGUGACUCGGUUUGAUUUUGAGACACGUAGGAUCGGGAUGAUGUCUGGGGGAACGACAACCUUCAACAUGGAAGAUCUCGAGUCAAGAAAGGCAGCGCUGGGAUUGAAAGACCAGUGGCAGUGGACCACUCAUUCAUUCCUGACCCACGCUGUCAAGUACCUUUUGAAAGGCCUUGGGAGUUUCGGUCUCGCGACGAAUUCGAGGGAUGUCAUUCGGGAGUUUGUUGCUCUGGGCGAUGAGAGUCAGACAGAUGCCGGGGCGCAUGCAUUUCUGUAUCUGUCUUGGGUGCCUAGCUUCCGCUCUUUCUUAUUCGGCAUAACCAGAAUGUAUACCACCGUUGCUGGCAGUGGUACUCCCGACCCCGACCCGCCGGUGUUUCGCAACGUGAGCUCGCUGAAGAAACUGCAUUCAACCAACAGAGUGAGCAAUAUGACCGACUUUGCACGAGAACUCGACAGCCAGAACGCAGUGCUUAGAGGGGAACUAAACAUAUGGCGGACCGUUACACUCAAGCUCGACGCCGAUUUGAUUUCAGACGUUUACGACGUGUUUAUUUCCGAUGUGCACCCGUACACCACGACCCCUGGUGCUCUUUUCUCGUGCAACCUGCAAAUGCUGACAAAGUAUGAGAUUGGAUUGUUUACCCAGAAUGGAGGGAAUGCAUUCGGCAUUCACCCAGAUGAAGGCCCAUUAUUCUUAUUCAGUGUCACCUUCUCCCAGGAUGCCGCGGACUAUGAGCGCUUUGAAGCUCUUGCGGAAAAAAUCAUGAGCGAUGUCACUUCUUUGGCAAAAGAACGGGGCCUCUACCAUCCCUUCAUAUACCAGAAUUAUGCCGGUCCUGGGCAGGAUGUCUACGCUGGGUACAGUGAGGAAAAUCGUGCCCGGUUGAGACAGAUUCAGCGGAAAUACGACCCAGAGGGAGUUUUCUGGAAAUUGCAACCUGGAUACUAUAAGGUGUAA
This is a messenger RNA of Aspergillus puulaauensis, 1677 nucleotides long. RefSeq lists its product as uncharacterized. Lineage: Eukaryota; Fungi; Ascomycota; Eurotiomycetes; Eurotiales; Aspergillaceae. The coding region runs from base 1 to 1677 and encodes 558 amino acids. The record is from RefSeq and is a predicted model, not a curated record. The transcript has 5 exons. Gene Ontology annotation, molecular function: FAD binding.